This is a messenger RNA of Alternaria arborescens, 1161 nucleotides long. RefSeq lists its product as hypothetical. The transcript is spliced from 3 exons. NCBI's taxonomy places the organism in Eukaryota, Fungi, Ascomycota, Dothideomycetes, Pleosporales, Pleosporaceae. Gene Ontology annotation, molecular function: starch binding. Bases 1 to 1161 code for a protein of 386 amino acids. The record is from RefSeq and is a predicted model, not a curated record.
AUGUUCUCCAAGAUUACAUCUCUUCUCGCCCUUGUGGCAACGGCCAACGCACAUGGCUACCUCUCUUCUCCGAUGAGCCGAACUGGCUUGAAUGCGCAAUCUGGUGCAGAUACUUGCCCGGAGUGUACUAUCCUCGAACCCGUCACAGCAUGGCCAGACCUUGACGCCGCAAAGGUGGGUCGCUCGGGCCCUUGCGGAUACAACGCUCGCGUAUCUGUGGACUACAACCAGCCCGGCCCUCGCUGGGGUUCACAACCCAUCAUCACCUACAAAGGCGGUGAUGUGGUGGAUGUACAAUGGUGCCUUGAUGCCAAUGGUGACCAUGGCGGCAUGUUCAGCUACCGCAUAUGCCAGAACCAGGCCAUUGUCGACAAGCUCCUAACCCCUGGGUACCUUCCGACUGAGGCAGAGAAGCAGGCAGCGGAAGACUGCUUCCAGGCCGGUGAGCUGAAGUGUACCGAUGUUCCUGGCCAGACGUGCGGUUACAACUCCGACUGUCAACAGGGCCAAGCUUGCUGGAGGAACGACUGGUUCACAUGUGGCGGCUUCAAUGACGGUUCGAAGUGCAGGAGCGUCGACAACGCAGCUCUUAACUCGUGCUAUACCAGCAUCGCCGGCGGAUACACCGUCAGCUCAAAGAUCAAGAUACCCAACUACACGAGCAACCACACGCUAUUGUCUUUCAAGUGGAACUCAUUCCAGACUCCACAGGUCUACUUGACUUGCGCGGACAUCAAGAUCACUGGCAGUGGCUCAGGCGGCUCCACCCCACCCACUUCGAGCAAAGCCCCAACGACGACGACGAAACCGACUUCCACAGCGGUACCCAGCGGUUGCGCGACACCCGUUGCUACUGUAGCUGUGACAUUCGACUCCAAGACCACGACGGUUGUGAGCCAGACAGUCAAGAUUGUUGGGUCGAUCGCCCAACUUGGUAGCUGGAACACAGCCUCUGCACCCGCGCUCUCUGCGAGCCAGUACACCAGCGCGAAUCCGCUCUGGUCCACGAAGAUCAACUUACCGGCUGGCACCAGCUUCGAGUACAAGUUCAUCAAGGUCGAGAGCAGUGGUACCGUGACGUACGAGUCGGGUGCUAACCGUGUGUAUACCGUGCCGAAGGGAUGUUCAAGCACAGCCACCGUUGCUAGCACGUGGAAGUAG